Messenger RNA from Monascus purpureus, 2201 nucleotides. The record is from the annotation of a GenBank genome assembly. Lineage: Eukaryota; Fungi; Ascomycota; Eurotiomycetes; Eurotiales; Aspergillaceae.
AUGGCGGACACGGUUCACACUUUCACUGGUGUCUGGCACAACUGGUCUCAUGGUGCCGUCCGUGGAGCCACGUUGACCCUGAGUCAGAAGGACGCUGGAUAUCUAACUGCGUUCUUGGCCAUCUUUGUCUCCUUCGCUGGAGGCAUGUUCUGGAGGAUCACCGGUUUUGCCCUCCACCAGGUAUGGGCUACAAACCCAGCUCAGCGUCAUGACAUCCUGCAUUAUCGACGCCAAGUCAUCCUGCGCAACAGCAGCACUGGCGCUGCGUCUUGGUCCCUCCUGAUGUUGGGGUUUGGCCGCCAUGGAAGCAUCCUACGCUCCCUCCCUGUUGCAAUGAUUCCCGCUGGCAUUCUUCUCCUCUUUGGCGUCUCGGGUAUUUUCACCUCCUACGUUACCAAGUUCCCCGGAAACGCCACCAUCAUCAUUGGCCCUCACUGCGGAAACGUUCUGAUGUCGAACCUGACGCCGAGCGCCCUUGGAUUGAGGAUCAUGAAUGGCAAGAACAUGGCGGAUUCGCAUGACGCUGCAACUUAUGUGACUCAGUGCUACCAAGGCGCCUCAUCACUGGGUUGCGGCCAGUACGUCCGCAAUAGUCUUCCAUUCAACAGGAAUCAGAAUGCCUCGUGUCCAUUUGCUUCAGGAAUAUGCGCCUACAAUGAUCACUCAGCCCUGGAAUUAGACACUGGCUUGCUGGAUUCACACUUCGACUUUGGCAUCAAUGAGCGGCCCCAAGAUCGUAUCAAGUUUCGACGAGUUGCCACCUGCGCGCCUAUCCACAGCAAACCAUUUGCAGUAACGGCAAACGAUUCAUCAUUGGGUACAAUUGACUAUAUCUAUGCGGGACCGGUGCCAGCAGCGGGCACAAAUUACUCAUUCCAUUCCCUGGUCGCUCCGUCUGGUCUCUCCGAGAAGUUAGCUGCUGGAUACUGGAACCCCGAUCCGAGGUUGAAUCAGACCGAUGCAGACAUCACAUUGAUGAUGCUUGCCGCAAAUAGCAUAUGGUACAACACUCCCGUUGACGACCCGUGGCUGUCUGCCCAUAUCAAGGAAACCAUGGAUGGCUUGACCUUGUAUACUUCAGAUUACUACGUGACUCUGCUCGGGUGCACCGAUCAGUACCAAGUAUGCAACCCCAACAUUGACGGAGAAUCAGGUUGCACCGUGCUCGGGGGUGCAAUGUCUUGUUGGAAUGAUGUGGUGGACCGUAACGGACUGGGUUUCAACCCGAUACAACUAAACACGAUAACGAGGUUCCUAGCCACGGCUACUCGUCGGAAUAUACAGUCUGUAGUGGACGGUCGGGGAGCGAGUGCUUUACAAGUGUCCCAGCUGGCGUACAACAACAUCAUAUAUAGCCUCCCUGUAAGCCAAUGGCAACUUGAAGUUGAAGGCUGGUUUAACAAUUCGCUCGCCAAAGAGCAAGCUUGGGCCGUCGAAUGGGCUACUACUCCGAGGAACUACCAGCCAAACCCACCUGGUGAUCCAGUUUGGCUAUACGACCCGCCGAAUGAUCUUGUUGGCCUCACCUUAUGCGGCAGCCAGCUUGCUCGAAACAUGGGUGAUUAUGAGAGCUUCUCUAUUCUAGGACUCUCACUCAUAAUUGGUCUUGGUGGCAUUAUCAUCCUGGUUGGAUUUACCAUCGACUCUGUUGUGGGCUGGUUGCGGUCACCCAAGGGAAAAUACAAGGCAGACCAGUGGCAGAAGGAAGAAAAUAUACAAUUACACAAGGCUGCCUACAAGGGAUUUGGGAUAUGGCAUGAGGAUGGAUUGGACUUGCCUCCCAGCACUGCUCUGUAGGGCUUCAGCUCGAGAGAAACAGUUUACCGGGGAAGAGAUCGAAAAGCACUGCGCUGAGGAUAAUUGCGGGAUUAUUAUCAAUGAUAAAGUAUAUGAUGCUAUAGGCGUUUUGAGCUGGCAUCCUGGAGGUAAAGAUGCCAACAUGAGCAAAGAUGAAACGAAGCGCAAAACGACAUACUGAUACGCGCCGAAUGAGACACAUUUGCUCAAGACUACCUGGAUCAGAUCCAGAUUACGCAUGUGCUGUCUAAGGCAGGGGAAGCCUGGAAGGGCGAAAGAGGACCCAUUGACCAGAGAAUUCUUCGCCAGUACGCAUUUGAGCCGGGGGAAUGUGUUGCUCUUCUGUGCUUCUGUGUGGACCCCCAGGAAUGACCAAAGGGGCAGUGCGAGCCAUGAAUGGAUAU